Molecule: messenger RNA, 1068 nt
Organism: Linum trigynum
Lineage: Eukaryota; Viridiplantae; Streptophyta; Magnoliopsida; Malpighiales; Linaceae
Source: the annotation of a GenBank genome assembly
AUGGAGGGUCUAAUCCAGAUGCCUUACGACGCUACAGUCAAGCUCAUGUUGUCUUCCUUGGAGCGCAAUCUGCUGCCGGAUGCCGUCGUCCGGCGCCUCACCCGCCUUCUUCUCGGGGUUCGCCUUCGUUGGGGUUACAAGGCUUCUGCAGAGCUCCAGCUCUCCCAGCUCCUCCAAUUCGUGCAUUCUCUGAAGGAGAUGCCUAUUGCUGUCCAGACAGAGAAGCCGAAAGAACAGCACUACGAAGUCCCGACCUCCUUCUUCCGCCUCGCGCUGGGGAAGCACCUCAAGUACAGUUGCUGCUAUUUCUCUGACAAGGGAAGUACACUGGAGGAUGCUGAGGCGGCAAUGCUGGAACUGUACUGCGAGAGGUCGGAGCUGAAAGAUGGACAGACAGUGCUUGAUAUCGGGUGCGGUUGGGGUUCGCUCGUCCUCUACAUUGCAUCCAAGUACAGUAACUGUAAGGUCACUGGGAUCUGCAAUUCCACGACUCAGAAAGCGUUCAUCGAGGACCAAUGUCGGGAUCGCCAGUUGCAGAAUGUAGAGAUACAUGUUGCUGAUAUUAGCAAGUUUGAAAUGGAGGCUUCCUUUGAUCGAAUAUACUCGAUCGAGAUGUUUGAGCAUAUGAAGAACUACAGAGAUCUGCUGGGAAAGAUAUCCAAGUGGAUGAAACAAGAUGGCCGCCUUUUCGUUCAUCACUUCUGCCACAAGGUGUUUCCAUAUCAUUUUGAGGACAAUCAAGAGGAGGAUUGGCUAGCUAGGUACUUCUUCAGUGGAGGCACAAUGCCUUCUGCUAAUCUCUUGCUCUAUUUCCAGGAUGAUGUCUCAGUUGUAGAUCAGUGGCUUGUGAAUGGAAAUCAUUAUGCACAGACAAGUGAGGAGUGGCUGAAAAGGAUGGACAAGAACAUGGGUUCCAUCAAGCCGAUAAUGGAGUCCACCUACGGCAAGGAUCAGGCUGUGAAGUGGACUGUCUACUGGCGAACGUUCUUCAUGGCAGUGGCAGAGCUCUUUAGGUACAACAAUGGCGAAGAAUGGCUGGUGGCGCUUUACCUAUUCAAGAAGAAAUGA